CGUUGAUCUAUGUGGGGAUUUUGCUCACAGCCUUUGUGAUUUUCUCCGUUAGAUACCGGGCGAAGAAAGUCGCCAAGUUGAGCCAGAUGGAUUCGAUCUUUACAGAGAACUUAAGCAAGCGCAUGUACCUUGACUUGAAGCAACUGGAACAAAAGGUGAAUGAUAAGGUGUUGAAGGCGGCGUUGAUGAGACGUGGCGCCGAGUCCAUCAGAAGAACUUUAAAGUUGAGAGAAAUUACACCGCACUUUCUGGCCCUCUAUCAGCAGGGCUCCAUUGGCGAUGAGCUCUUCAAGAACUUUGAGAUCCACAGCAGGUUGCAAGAGGAGGAAUUGAAGGAAGUUGCCAUGGAGGCUGAAUCGAUCCAGCAGGGCUGGGCCACCACCUUCUUCCCGAUCGUCCAGGAAAUCUGUUUCAACGAGGCAUUGAGAAGGAGAUUGAACGUUUUGGACGACAGAGGUGUCGAAUUGAACAAGUUGUGGAAUGGGUUGCAUGCGACUGCCACCGCAACCGCUGCUGAGUUAUAGCCGUAGUAGUUAUGGCCUUAGUUGUUUAAUAAACGUACAGUGAAAUAUGUGUAAAACACUGGCGGACCGAAGAUAUGGGUUGGAGUUUCAACGUUUUAGAUGCUCAAAGGAGUGAUUCAAUGGUUAACUUUUUUCCCAAACGAACGUACUAGUUAAAGGCCGACAGUAAUGUAACGGGACA
Molecule: messenger RNA, 705 nt
Organism: Babjeviella inositovora NRRL Y-12698
Lineage: Eukaryota; Fungi; Ascomycota; Pichiomycetes; Serinales
Product: Sec63 complex subunit
Exons: 1
Coding region: 87-524 (145 amino acids)
Biological process (GO): post-translational protein targeting to membrane, translocation
Cellular component (GO): Sec62/Sec63 complex
Source: RefSeq, a predicted model, not a curated record